AAUGACUGGGUCUUACUAUUGCAAUAUCCCUUUGCAAAACUCCUUUUUAGGUCAUAACUGAGUGACGGAAAUAAUGUAUAACCAUAUUAGGGGGGAAAUUCAGGCAGAGAUGUUUACAGAGGAUCCAUUAUCUGAUAGUGACCAACAGUAAAAGUUUAACAGACUUGGUAGCUUGUGCUGUUCCUGAUGUUUGAGCAGUAACACAUGACAACGGAACAACUAAUGCUGCUCUCAGAAGAGAUUUAUAAACAGGAUAUAUCAAACCCAAUAGUUUAUUACAGGACUACUGACUUAAUGCAGUGUUGUUCAAUCCUGGUCCAGGAGACCCACAGGGUGUGUAGCGCUGUGUUCCAGCACAGCCCCCACACCUAGGUGAUGAUCCAUUCAACUACCUGAUCGAGUCAACCAAUCAACAAUCCCUUAGUUGGUUGAAUUGAAUGUUAUAAUAGCAAGUACCUGGCUGCUCUGAGGAUUUAAAGACAAAACACAAGGUUGUAGUCUAUUUAUUGGACAUUGGGACUGAAAUAUGAUAUACAUAUUAUAAAACUUCAUUUUGAUGCCAUUGUUUAAUCAUAUCUCUCCACACUGUUUUAAUGGUCAUUCACCUACAUGGAAAAUAGGUUAGAUCUAUAUGCAUAGCCUACUACAGUAGGCCUGGGCAGCAUUGCGCUUUUAGCAAUUGUUCUAGGAAAGAAAUGGUUCCCCGCCCCUCAAGGUUACAGAGGAUUAACUCCUAUGACGCGCUCAGGCGUUCUGGAUGUCACUGAAUCCCAUUCAUGCCUGAAUGUACAUGUACAGCCGCGCAAGAGGCUGAACCAUAUCCCAGGUGCGCAGACGUUUCUUUCUGUGUGUUUGAACUACUUUUUAGUCCAUUUUGCUGUAGCAAGAACAAUGGGCUGCGCAAUAUCAGGGCUGGCACCGACAACAGCUGGAGAGUCUAAGACAGAGGAUUCUGUUGCGCAUCUCAGCAAGGAGCAGAUUGAGAUGAUCAAAGAGUCGUGGAAAGUUAUCCAGGAGGACAUUGCAAAAGUUGGAAUUAUUAUGUUUGUCAGGUUGUUUGAGACCCAUCCAGAAUGCAAAGAUGUAUUCUUCCUCUUCCGAGACGUGGAGGACCUUGACAGGUUACGGACCAGUCGGGAGCUGAGGUCACACGGCCUACGAGUGAUGUCCUUUAUUGAGAAGAGUGUGGCCAGACUGGAACAGCUGGAGAGUCUGGAGGUUCUGGCUGUGGAGCUGGGGAGGAGCCACUACCGCUACAACGCCCCACCCAAAUACUACAGUUAUGUAGGAGCAGAAUUCAUCUGUGCUGUCCAGCCCAUUCUCAAAGAGAGAUGGACCCCUGAGCUUGAGGAGGCGUGGAAGACCCUUUUCCUGUACCUAACCAGGCUUAUGAACCAAGGCUACCAGGAGGAGAGGAACAGACAUCAGCAGGUGGGAGCCUCCCCCAAUGAGAGGAACACUGCCUUAUAAGAGACCUGGCUGGCCCAAACUCAAGAGAUGGUUGAACAUGCACACAGCCAUGUUGCUGAACUGUGUAUAUAGUGUAUUUAUUACUUAGUGACUUUUUUCUACUUUGCUCAUGUUAUCAGCCUACAAUGUAAAGUCAAACUGUCUAUUCCUUAUUUUAUUUCAAAUCUAUUUCAGUCUUUAGAUCAACAAACCACUGCCAUAUUGUCAUUUAUUUUGAAGAAAAAAAAAAACAGAUCAAUUUACAUUAACAUCAGCUGUAUUCCUCAUCAAUGACAUUCUGAUACAGUAACAUAAAUGACAGAUGAAUGUCAAAAGCGGCAGCUCUGCGUCUGUCUGUCACAUUCACUGGAAAGUCAUAAUCCUUACAGAGCAUUUCCAUGGUUAGGUGUACACCCAGUAAGGUGUAGUGAUAGUUUUUGAUGUGGUUAAUAACACAUUUCUCUCUGUAUCCAUAAAUCAAAUAUGCCUUUCAGCUGCCAGUAAAUAUACUAAGUCAUUAAGUUUCAAAAUACUUUCCCCUUGAUCAAUAUUCCAUCUUGACACAUCCAUCCCACAAAUUAGAUGAUUAAACACAGGAAACAGCACAUUUCUAAGUACCAAAGCAGCCUCGUGUCAGCUAACUUUGGGACCCUUCCUCUACAGCUUGCCUUACAAAUGAAUUUACA
Molecule: messenger RNA, 2135 nt
Organism: Oncorhynchus nerka (sockeye salmon)
Lineage: Eukaryota; Metazoa; Chordata; Actinopteri; Salmoniformes; Salmonidae
Product: neuroglobin-like
Exons: 5
Coding region: 736-1470 (244 amino acids)
Biological process (GO): response to hypoxia; oxygen transport
Molecular function (GO): heme binding; oxygen binding; oxygen carrier activity
Source: RefSeq, a predicted model, not a curated record